Molecule: messenger RNA, 1586 nt
Organism: Rhinichthys klamathensis goyatoka
Lineage: Eukaryota; Metazoa; Chordata; Actinopteri; Cypriniformes; Leuciscidae
Product: GTPase IMAP family member 8-like
Exons: 3
Coding region: 1-1575 (524 amino acids)
Molecular function (GO): GTP binding
Source: RefSeq, a predicted model, not a curated record
AUGAAUCCAGCGCGUACUGAGUCGGAUGAAGCCCUUGCUGUACAGAAUCUGAGGAUUGUGCUGAUCGGAAAAAGUGAAGCUGGAAAGAGUUCAAUAGGCAACGUAAUACUGGGCCGAGAUGUGUUUAAAGAGAGCAGAACCAAAGGGAGUGAGAUACAGAGAGGAAGAGUAGAAGACAGAAACAUCUCCAUCAUCGACACUCCAGGAUUCUUCAACACUCAACUGACUGAUGAAGAGAUGAAGAAGCAGAUGAUGAAGAGUCUGGAUCUCUCUGAUCCUGGUCCUCACGUCUUCCUGCUCGUCAUCAGAAUCGACAGAUUCACAGAAAACGUGGAUAAGAUCGUGAGAAAGAUUCACGAGCACUUCGGAAAAGAAGCUUUCAGGUUCACCAUGGUGUUGUUCACGGGAAGAGAGGCGAUGUCCAAACGGGAAUGGAUUGAGUUUAGACUGCACAGAAAAACCCGAGAACUUCUGAGCUUCUGUGAAGAGAAAUGUGACGUGAUCAUCCACAAAAACAAGAGAGAUAAGAAGCAGAUCGCCAGUCUGUUGGAGAACAUUGAUGAAGUGGUGAGGAAGAACCGACGAGAACAUUAUGUUAAAGAGAUCUCCCCGAAGAACAGUGAAGACGAGACGAGGACGAAACAAGACAGAACAGAGAAGAGUCUAGAGGAGCAAAUAACGAGCCAGGAGAAAGAGGAGAACAGAGCAGAGCAUCAGAUCAGAGAAGAACAGACAGAACACAAAGAACAAAGAGCAACAAAUGAGAGAGAAAAGGGAUGUUUGGAUGGAAAUCAAAGCGACAGAAAACAUGAAACGUGUCCGAUCGGCGAGGAGAAGACACACACAGCAGAAAAUCAUUCAAUAGCGUCUGAUCUGAGGAUCGUUCUUCUGGGUAAAUGUGGAUCGGGGAAGAGUUCGACAGCAAACACCAUCAUUGGCAGAGAUGCCUUCAAAACGAAUAAGAGUUUCCCAUCAAGUCCUCAAACCUGUGAGAAACAAGAAGCCGGUGUGUGUGGAAGAAACAUCUCAGUGAUCGACACUCCAGGACUGUUGGAUCCGUCGAUGACGAGGGACCGGCUGAAGGCUGAGAUUGAGACGUGUGUGGAGAUGUCUGCUCCUGGUCCUCAUGUGUUUCUGCUGGUCAUCAGACUGGACGACAGAUUCACAGAUGAGGAGAAAAACACAGUGAAAUGGAUUCAGGAAAAUAUUGGAGAAGAAGCUAUUCGUCACACCAUCAUUCUGUUCACUCACGCUGAUCAUCUGAAGGGUGGAUCAUUAGACGAGUAUAUCAGAGACACUCCAGAUCUACAGGCAUUUACUAAGAGUUUUGGUGGGAGAUUUCACUCAUUUAACAAUGAAGACAUGAAGAACCGCUCUCAGGUCACUGAACUGCUGGAGAAGAUUGAGAAGAUGGUGGAGAGAAAUGGAGGGAAGCACUUCACCAGUGAGAUGCUUGGAAAGACUGACACAGAGAAAGUCAAAGAAAGCUCAUCCAGUUGGUUGAAAGGAGUGUUUAUUUUCGUCAUGGCAGCGCUAGCGGCCGCAGCGGUUGCUCGGAGCGGCUUUGAAGGAUGAUGAACAUCUGG